AUGAUUAAGACAAAAAAACAGUCUGAUGUUUUGAUGAAAUUUAUUUCAGGUAGGCCAAGUUCCAACUUAGUUGCUGCUGGUUUUGAGGUUUCAAAAGUUAUUGUCCAACAUGGAAAGCCACUCAGUGAUGGGGAGUAUAUUAAAGAAGCAUGGCUAGAAUGUGCUCCUUUCCUUUUUGAUAACCUUUCAGAAAAGGACAAGAUUAUUCAGCGCAUUAAAGAUUUGUCUGUGAGUAGAAAAACAGUUAAGGAUAGGAUACUUAAGAUGGAAAUGAAUACAACUGACCAAUUAACAAAGGAUUUAGCUUCAUGUAAGUUCUUUUCUAUUUGUGUUGAUGAAAGCACAGAUAUUACAUCAUCAGCUAGGCUAGCAAUUUUUUCUCGAUUUUGUAGGGAUGAUGAGGUAUGCGAAGAGAUGAUUAACCUUGUAACACUACCUGAGCGUACCACUGGGGCUGACAUAUGUAAAGCAGUUGUGAACGAAUUAUCUAUUCGACAAAUUGACAUUUCAAAAGUAGUAUCCGUCACAACAGAUGGUGCACCCAGUAUGAUUGGUAAGGAAGCAGGAUUUGUAAAUCUGUUUGCAAAACAUGUUGGUCAUCCGCUGAUAGGUUUUCAUUGCAUCAUACAUGAGGAGGCUUUAUGUGCUAAAGCUGGUCUAAGGGAACUUCAAGAAGUGAUGCAAACAGUCACCAAGGUUGUUAAUUACAUUUCUGCACGUGCCUUAAAUAAAAGACAAUUUCGGAAUUUAUUGAAUGAGGUGGAUUCGGUGUACAAAGGACUAACAAUGUACAACAAUGUUCGUUGGCUUAGUCGAGGAUUUGUUUUGAAACGAUUUGUUGAAUGCAUGGAUGAGAUAAAUCUCUUUCUGAUUAACCAACAAAUGUCUUAUAAAGAAAUGUCUGACAUCGUGUGGGUUUGUAAACUAAUGUUUUUUGCAGAUUUAUGUGAACAUUUAAAUGACUUAAAUGUUAAAUUACAAGGCUCUGGUAAGACACUUGAUGUUAUGUUUGAUUACAUAAAGGCAUUUGAAAUGAAACUAGGAGUUUUUAAGAGGGAUGUAGAUAGUGAAAGAUUUAGAUACUUUCCAAACCUAAAGAAAUACAUCAAUGAUCUCACAAAGGAUGACAAAACAGACUGCCAGUGUCUUCAGAAGCUAUUUGUAAACAUCAUUGAGUCAACUGUUGAGCAGUUCUCAACGAGAUUUGCUAGGUUCAGAGAAUUAGAAGAGACUGCAAAAUUCAUUAAGUUUCCAGACAGUAUAAAACUGGAUGAACUAAACUUGCAGAAGUUUUCAUGGAUAGAUAUGGAUGAUUUUGAAAUGCAAUUGAUUGAAUUUCAAACUAGCUCAAUUUGGAGGCAGAAAUUUGUUGAGCUUAGAGCUGACUUGGAAAGUAUUGAAAAGGAUCGAUUAGAGAAGGGAAGCGAAAGAGAAAUGUUACCUGCUGGAAAAGAGGAGCUUGAGGCUGAAGAAUCUCCAGUGAAGAUUAUGCCUCGAGGGUAG
Molecule: messenger RNA, 1503 nt
Organism: Homarus americanus (American lobster)
Lineage: Eukaryota; Metazoa; Arthropoda; Malacostraca; Decapoda; Nephropidae
Product: general transcription factor II-I repeat domain-containing protein 2A-like
Exons: 2
Coding region: 1-1503 (500 amino acids)
Source: RefSeq, a predicted model, not a curated record